Cyprinodon variegatus (sheepshead minnow) is the source of this 4419-nucleotide messenger RNA. It is a transcript of the gene kiz, whose product is annotated as kizuna centrosomal protein. The record is from RefSeq and is a predicted model, not a curated record. Gene Ontology annotation, cellular component: centrosome. Gene Ontology annotation, biological process: spindle organization. Lineage: Eukaryota; Metazoa; Chordata; Actinopteri; Cyprinodontiformes; Cyprinodontidae.
AUGGUAACCAAGGUAAACACGUCCGCCUUUCUCUAUGCCUCCUUCUUGCUGCCAUCCUGCUGGUCUCGGCUCUGCUGCAGCUCCAAAACCGGGAAAAUGGCAGGAUCGACCUGCAGCGAUGAUGAGUACAAUGCAAAGAUAGCGACGAUUCAGCAAAACAUGCAUCAAUGUGAGAAGCGCAGAUUGGAGCUGGAAAGGGAGCUGUUUGCCUUCUCCAGGUCAGAUAAAAGAAUCUUGCAGAUAAAGUGUUCCAAACUGCGUAGCUAUCUGAAAGAAAUCUGUGGCAGAGAAGCACAAGCGAAAAUGAGAAACCUUGAGCUUAAGAGAGAUGUGAAGUGCAUGGAAAUUAGCAUGAAGGAGUAUAAUUUUGACCAUGGCCCCCUGCAACAACAAAAGGCUGCCUUUUUGAAAAAGAUUUCCAGACUUACUGAAGCCAGAAAGAAGACAGAGGAGCUGGUAGUAACACAGGUUAAAGGUCCGCAGAGACGAAAGUGGGACAGCAGCAAGAACUUGAAGCCUGUGGACAUUUUUAUGGACCCCCAGGCCUCCGGGGGCUACGAUGCUGAAGCUGGGACCACAAGUGUACACUCAGAGCAAGCAUUUCAGCGUUCACCCAAUCGCAGCGUUCACCCGCACGAACGUCUACCAAGUGGCCUUUUGAAGGACUUCAUAGUUGGCGGAGAGGAUGCUGCCAGUAAGCGAGCACAUUUAUCAGAUGACAUUUCAAGCUCAAACGAUUCCCCUGACGAAUGUAAUUUGAGUGACAAACAUGAAAGAGCGUCAGGGCUGCCUCCAUCUGCUCGUGCCUUAACAGCCGCAGCUGCCUGUGUAGCUUCUGCAAGUGAUGAUGAACGAAAAGCUUCACCUCCAGUGACCUUGACAGGGUCUGAGAAGAAUCCAUCUCCCAGCAACAGUAACCCUGCGAUGGCUAAGAAUCCCCCUGCAGAACCCACUGACUCCCAAGUGGUGGCUCACAAGCCUCUCAUAAUGCGAGAUGAAGAGAGAGGUCUUGGCCAUUUGAAGCCUGAAACCACUUUUAGAAAAGAAGCUCAAGAGAUAUCAGGAAAAUGUGAGAGUGCUGGUGAACCAAGCUCAGAUGUGCAGUCGUCAGAGAGCAGUUCCAGUAACCUGACAAUUUCUUUGACACAAUCGGAGCUUGAGGAGGAUUUACCAGAGGAGGCUGCAUCAGAAAGAAAUACCUCUCGCAGAGGAAGUGAAGAUCACAAACAGCAUCGUCCUGAUUCAUCCCUCCAUUCUGAUGGGUCUAAGAAUGCAGAACUUUUAACCAGUAAAGCCUCAACUCCAGGAGUGAUUUUGAAAAGACUCUCUCUGGAAGGGCUCUUUAAUCUGCUAGACUCCAUCGAAGGGCGACUCCACAACGAACAGAAUCACGUGUACCAAGAUUCUUCAAUAGAUGGAAGGCAACUCAAUAGGAUUAUCAGACUUUGUGAGGAUGGAGCGGGCUUGGAUGAUGAGGACCUUGAAGCGUGUGGCGCUGUCGUCCUUCAUGAGCUCCGGAGGUUGUCAUGGAGCAUGGAAAAGGGCUGCGUGCUACCAGGGGAGCUGGUGAAAGCGUAUCAUUCCAGCCCUCAGUCUAAUGAAAUAAGCACCAGCCUCCCUCCCAAUGCUGCUCAGCUGUGGGAUCGCUGGUUCAAGCACGCCCUUGUGCUCAAGGAGAGCCGUGUCCUCAACACAGAGCGCUUGGUCCAGCUGUUCACGCCGCUUCUGCUGGAGCGUGAUGCCGACUACAGCCAGCAGGCCAAAGUGUUGCUGAGGGCACUUCUCUCCCGGUCCAGUGAGGAGGGCCCCUCAGCAGAGGAUGAGAGUGACUCUUCUUCUUUGUGCAAUAAUUCUUCUGCCUUAGCGGACGCAGAUGUGAAGCCUUCCUGCUCUGUACACACACAACACAUCGAAGAACUACAAAGCACUAAAGAGGACAGCCAGGACGAAAGCCCGGUGGAAAGUGGUCCUAUUAGAGAGACAAAAGCGUAUCAGUUACUUAGACAGUCGGCCAUGCAGAAAAGACCGACGAGUUCUGAAGAGGAGGAGGAAAGCAGCCUUUCAGGAAUAAAUCAUGGCCAUGAAGAGGACCUGGGGAGGGCCAAACGCUCCUCACAUCAAGACCCUUACCCUCGGAAAGGAAACUCGAAGAUUUAUUCUGCUCUGCAAACAAAAGCUUUUUGGCAGGAAUCUGAUGACAGCAACUCCGAGAUUGAAGCAGCCCUUCGUCCUCCAACUGGCGAAGCAAACAGCAGUGCCACUGAUGACUUUUAUGACUGAUGUUUCUGCAAUAUUAUAUCGUUUUUAAACGUGAGACGGAUGGGCUCUUAGUAAUUCACCCCACUGACCAUACUUUCAUUGGUCUGCAUUCUAAAUCAUAUGCUUAGCAUAUUGUAAAAACAAAUAAAGUUGACAGCUCUUACGCUGGAUAAGGUAUGUGAAGAGUUGUCCAACGCUCUGAUGUUAACCCUGCUUCAUUCUCUUUAUCUGAACAACUCUCCCAGCUCAUAAUAACGGCUCGAAAUAGAUUAAACUGAUCUUUUAAAGCGAUUUGUUUGCACUGGGCUGAAAAUCAUGCAUUUCGAAUGCUGCAAGCAUCUCCGAGUGCUCUACUUGCAACCAGCUGGAGUGUAGGGAUGUGAGUCACCUGUGAAACGACAAAGCACAAUGGCCACUCUGCUCGCUCCGGUGUGACCCGUGAACUCACUCAAGAGGCUUAUCUCUCGGGGCACAAAGUGUUGCAGUGCUAACAUACUCAGGACAUUUAGAGACCCAAACAAAUGCUCUGGACAUUUUCUUAGGGAUGCAACAGAUUUGUGAGCUAAAAUACAAAGAUAUGGUUGAAAUCUCUCUAUUUUAAUGUGCUAAUGACUUACAAGUAGCUGAAAUGAUGCUGAUAUUUCGAAUUGUUCAUGCACAUUGGACAUCCUGGGUCUAUUAUUAGCUGUGUGGGAGGUUACAUUUCAAGGUUUACAUUUAUAGUUCAUUAUUUCCGCAGUGUAAAUUUUCCAAGCUGAGAUUUGGUAAAAGCCCCCUGGCACACAGUGUCAGCAGGAUUCCAUUAGUCAGCUUUUGGUGACUUUAUACGCCUGAACCUUUCAAAGUAGGACUCCACAUUCAUUACCAAUAAUGGCUUCAGUCAGCCCUGACCCAGCACAGAAAAGGGACUGUGGCAGAGUGAUUUACAGUUUGCUAAAAGGUUCCCCAACAUAAUAUCCAGUUAAGGAGCAUGUCAACAGAUACUUGUGUGCGACUGAUGGCUCAUGGUGAAAGUGGAGUUAUAUUGUGCUAAUGUGUGCUAACGGGAGUAUUUUUCAUGAAGAUCUUCUCAGACUCUUUGCCACUGAGACAAUUAGGAAUAUAUUCAUAUCAUUUCUUUCACUAUUAUUGAAGCAUGUGCACCAUUUUAUCUUUGACGCUGCUCUUCUCUUAUAAUCUGAUUUCAUCAAAACAGUUAAUACAUUUCUUGACAUCUUAAGAUACAGUGCUCAUUUAAACUGUUGGGGAUCAAACAAUAAAACAUAAAAUGGCAUUGCUUUAAAACUAAGAAACCUGUGCACAAAUUUGAAUUUAUUGUGAAUUCAAACUCAUUUAGACUGGUUUAGUUGCUAAAUUUCAUAUAUGGUAAUCACAGAGCAUGUGGGGCAAUUUUGGUGGUAUGUUUGCUUGUCUUUAACAUCUGAAAGGGUAGAGCCAAUUUUAAAAGGUUUCUGUCCUGGCAGGAAACUUGCAUUUGACCAUGGUUUAUACAUUUUUUACUUCAGUUGAGUUUGAGGCCAUAACAGAAUUUUAAUGUAAAAUUGUCUAAAGAAAUCAAAACCAGUUUAGAUGUGUAUUUGAGAUUAUUGUCUUGUUGGAAUACUUAUAUCCCUUUCCUACUGGCAGAAAAACCUGUUUAAACGCAGGAACAAUCAGCUUUUAGUGGCAGUGGGAACGGCUAACUGACGAGUGUCUACACAGGUCAAACGACUUGGCAAGCGAUCCACGUUAAAAUCACCUCCUUUCUGGUUGGCAUGCUGUGGGUACACCAGAGUCUGGUUGACCCUCUAAAUUACGUGACACCAUUUAAAGCAAUGUACAGACGUCAACACACUGUGCCAGCCACGUCUUAUCUAACAAGCCGAAUAAACUCUGUUUACAUUUGAUAAACAUGGAAACAUUUGAAGUGGAGAAACCAGGUUGACAUAAAGUUGGUGUAAUGGCUCAAAACAACUGAAAAUCAAUGGACAAACAUUUUCCCCAACUUAGGGUUGCCCCCUUAUGAAAAAGUUUACCAACAAUGUCGACUACUUUACUUAAUCGGUCUCCGCCAAGUGAUGUCAAUUGUUUACCUCGGGCGCGGUACACUACGCCUUUUCCACCUAAAAUGGCGUCUUAGCAACAAAUGUCACGUGACUGGCAGAGACCGAUUUUCCUAAA